Paramecium sonneborni is the source of this 843-nucleotide messenger RNA. NCBI's taxonomy places the organism in Eukaryota, Ciliophora, Oligohymenophorea, Peniculida, Parameciidae. The record is from the annotation of a GenBank genome assembly.
AUGAGUGAUAAGAAAAAUAAUAACAUACCUUAAAAUAACAAUCAAACAGAUGAUCCUAAUUAUGCAUUACAAAUGUAAAUUAUAGCAUUUUAAGAUUAAACCAUUAAUAAUUUAAAAAAUAUUAUCAUUGAAAAAGAUUCUGAACUUUAAGUAUUAUAAACAAUAUAAUAGAAAAAAAAUCAAGAAAAUACCCAGUUAAGACAAUAAAUUUAAAUGAUUGAAAAAUAACAUUCUCAAUAAUAAUAAUCUCAUCAAUAGGAAAAUUCAAAUAUUUUAAAUUUAUAAACUCAACAUUAAAAAACCUUAGAUGAGUUAAAGAAAUUGAAAGUUAUUUUUAAUUAGAAUUCUAAUCCUGAUAUAGUAAUGGAAUCACUUUAAAUUAAGUAAUUAUGAAUUUAAUAUAUAUUUAUAGAGAAUAAUUAGUUGUAAUUUAACAAUAAAAAAACAAACUAGAAAUAGAGUUAAAAGUAUCAAUAUAAAAAAUUAAAUUAAUAGGAAGCAUAAACUAGGUUAAUUUAAUUUUAAGGAAUGAUUUAAGAACUACAAAGAGAAAACUUUUAAUUAAAAUAAUUUUCAAUGUAAUCUUUUACUAAUAAUCCAUCAAUGUAGUAAGCAUCUAUUAAUUAAAGUUAAUUCUUAUAAUAAUAAUACCCUACUAAUAAUAAUUAAAAGUAAUAUUAAUAAUUCUAGAUUAGUUAAAAUAAUGAAGAAAAUUAAAGAAAUCUAAGGAAAAUGUAAUUAAAAAAUGAAUUAAGAUAAAUCCCUAGUUAAAAUAGGACAUAAGCUUAAUAAAGAAGAAUUCAAUAAAUAGAAGAUGAAUUAAAUUAUUUAGAAUAAUUUUGA